AGUUGUUAUUCAUCGAUUCAAUAGAAGGCAUUGGCACCAUUUAACAGAGAAAAUGAGCACCUCACUAAGAUCCAGCCGAGGAAUCAAGCUUAUGAAGUCGGGCCAUUUCUCAGAUGUAUGCAUUCGCAUAGAUUGUAUUAGCUUCCGGUGCCACAAAAUCAUCUUAGCCUGUGCUUCUGAGUUUUUUGAGAGAUUAUUUCAAGAAGAUUCGGAGGAAUUUUUGUUAGAUGGAACAACCCCAGAAGUUUUUCAGAUAUUUCUUGAUUUUAUAUACGCUCCUAACGAUGACCAAUUCGGCAAUCUUGAACCGGAUGUAUUGAUGUGUCUUCUGAAGUGCGCAAAUAUGUGGCUCGCUGUGGAAAUAGAAGAAAGAUGCAUCGACAUUCUAUUAGAUCUAUCCCCUGACAUGGAUCCGGAUGCCCUUAUUGCACUUUUUGCAGUGUCGCAUUGUGUGGAUCACAAAGUAUUAAUGGAACAGUCUAUUGGAGUCCUGCAACAUAUAUGGAGAAACGAAAUGGACUGUCCAUCAACUGUCAGAAUGGAAGUCGACUGCUUCGGAGAAUAUUUUAAAAACACCUCGGGAAUGCUUUCUCCGCGUAGGCGCUUUGUCAUGGUGGAAAACUGGAUAAAAGGCAAUGAUUUGAAUAAUAGACCGUGCUCUCAAAAAGAUAAAAUUAACCAAAUUAUUAAGAGCAUUAACUUUUUGGAAAUGUCAUUGGAGGACUUUUACAAUGGUCCAGGAAAGUCUAACGUUUUGCCCGAUUCAGACAAGUUCGAAAUAAUGUAUAAACUUGCCCGUUCAAAUAAUGAAUGGACUGUUAUAUUGGACGAAAGGGAUCGAGAUAGGUACUACAUAAUUGUUUUUGUGAAGAAGAAGUCGACUAAAUUUGUGUUUUAUUUAAAGUUGAUAUAAUUAACAUUUUUUUAUUUGUACCUAGUUUUCUAAUUAAUCCGUCAAUUUUUUUUUUAAUUUUUAGAAAGCCAAAAAUUCUAUUAUGGGAAUUCCAUUGGUAAUACCUUUUUUUCCUUAUCUUAAUUUAUAUUUUUCUACAUAUUUAUGUCUUUACAACUGCGCUUUAUCAGCCCAUUCUUUACUUAAUGAUUUGUGUUUCUACGAUUGGCUUAUCUACUUCCUCUUGAUUGACAGUCAAUACAAUAGAAAUAACUUAUUUUUAGAUUUAAUGGGAUACUUUAAGUCAUUUCCUGCAGUUAAAAUUGUACUGAAAUCAGACACGUUUUGGAAAUAUACCACGUUUAAUAUAUCCCCUUC
Messenger RNA from Drosophila melanogaster (fruit fly), 1270 nucleotides. RefSeq lists its product as uncharacterized. The record is from RefSeq and is marked reviewed. The transcript is spliced from 3 exons. Bases 53 to 913 code for a protein of 286 amino acids. NCBI's taxonomy places the organism in Eukaryota, Metazoa, Arthropoda, Insecta, Diptera, Drosophilidae.